Onthophagus taurus is the source of this 1905-nucleotide messenger RNA. RefSeq names its product F box and leucine-rich-repeat gene 4. The record is from RefSeq and is a predicted model, not a curated record. Gene Ontology annotation, molecular function: protein binding. Gene Ontology annotation, biological process: SCF-dependent proteasomal ubiquitin-dependent protein catabolic process. Gene Ontology annotation, cellular component: SCF ubiquitin ligase complex. NCBI's taxonomy places the organism in Eukaryota, Metazoa, Arthropoda, Insecta, Coleoptera, Scarabaeidae.
UCAACAAAUUGUUAAAUCACAUGACGAUUAACAUUAAGAUGAUUAAGUUUUAAAACAAACAGAUAUUCGGAUAACUAACAAAAUUGAAGAAUUGUUCUACUUGUUCCCAAAUUAAAGAGGAACCUAUUAAAAAUCGUAAUCAAAUGGGGGAUUCGAAACUUUUCGACAACAUGAUCGAUUACGAGCAAUACGCGGCUAUGGUCACGGAUUAUUCCUCAAGGUAUAAUAUUUCAAAGAUUUAUUCUUACGCUCCAGAAAACUUGGCCGGAAAACCUUAUAAAUAUCCUAUGUACGGUGAUUUUCCCGAUACUUACAUGUUACGUACUUACGGGAAAUGGUGGAAUAAUAGUAAAUCGGCCCAAAAACAUUACAUGCCUCAAGAUCAAGAGGAGAUAUUUGCCGAAGACUUUAUCUCUUUGCGAUUUGAUGAAGCUGUCGUCCCUCGAACGAUUAUAAUUUAUGAGACUUAUAACCCAGGAGCUGUGGUGCGUAUUUGGGGUCGAAUACAUGGUGAUAAAUGGCAUGUUUUAUGGGAGGAAACUCCUACGAUUCAUCCCCAAACCUCGAGGAAAUUCACAGUAGGAAUUCAAAAUUAUAUGGGGAUUAUUGAUGAAUUACGCUUAGAUUUUAAUCAACACUUAUUGAGUUAUUACACCGGUUUAGACGCCGUUUUGUUAUGUGGAAAGAAACCGAGAACGAUUUUACAAUCGAAUUUGUUACGAACAGGAUAUUUAGGUGUACCGAGAAAGGAAAUAAUCCAACAAAAAUAUGUUUACGAUGACUCGAAGGCAUCUUAUUUCUCACAUUUACCUGACGAAAUAAUCAUCAAAAUUUUUAGUUAUUUAGAUUUAAAAUCGUUAAGCCGAUGUGCGCAAGUCAAUAAAACAUGGAGUGAUUUAGUUAAUGAUCCAACGAUUUAUCGGAAUUUAAGUUUAAAGAAAUAUUGGGAUAAAAUCAAUAACACCGUUUUAAUUUCAUUAAUAAGAAAGUGCAGAGUUUUAAAAAAAUUAGAUUUGAGUUGGUGUGGUGAAUCGGAUACAAUUUCCGAAAAGGUUUUUAUGUGGUUUUUAGAGGAAUGUUGUCAAAAUUUAACGCAUUUAUCGUUAUCACAUUGCGUUUUUGCUCAAAAGAAUUCGUUACAACUCAUUGGUAGGAUUGAAACAUUAACUGAAUUACGAUUAAGAGAUUCCCAAAUCAAUUCUUGGUCCAAUUUGUUAAACGAUAAACUACAUAACUUGGAAACUUUAGAUUUAUCGACGACAAAAAUUACAACGGAGGUCUUAAUCGGUGUUUUAGCACAAAACGCUAAAUUGAAACAUUUAAAUAUUGAUUUAUGCGAGAAUUUAUUAACGAUUGAUGCGAUAACCCAAACCGUUGCUACACACAACUUAGAAUUAAUUAGUUGGAGUUCGUGGAAAACUCACACAAUGUCUGUUGAAGGGCUCGAAUUAUUGAGUAAUUGUAAAAAAUUAGAAGAAAUUAAUGUUGGGUGGUGCUCGAUUCCUCAAGCAGCGAUGGUUUCGCCUGGUGUUAUCGAAGUGAUUUGUGUUAAUUGCACGCAAUUGAAACGAUUAAUUUUAUCUGGGUGGAGGAACGUAACUAAUCACAGUUUAAUUCCGAUCGUUUAUAUUUGUAGGGAAUUAACGCAAUUAGAUUUAUUGGGGAUUAAGUAUAUCUCAUCAGAUUUUUGCGAAAAAUUAUUGAUGUCAUUGAAAAAUUUGGAAUUAUUAGAUGUUAGUUUUUGCGAAUUAAUCACUUCACAAGAUAUUUUACGUUGGAGAGUUUCUUACCCGAACGUAGCCAUACAAAGAAGUUGUGAACACACAAUAGCAACUCAAUUAUCGUUAAAUGAGUUUAUUUAAAUUCUAUAAAAAUUUUAUUAAAUAUAUACAUUUUUAGAAAGAA